Messenger RNA from Malania oleifera, 1304 nucleotides. RefSeq names its product mannan endo-1,4-beta-mannosidase 5-like. The record is from RefSeq and is a predicted model, not a curated record. Gene Ontology annotation, molecular function: hydrolase activity, hydrolyzing O-glycosyl compounds. Bases 29 to 1234 code for a protein of 401 amino acids. NCBI's taxonomy places the organism in Eukaryota, Viridiplantae, Streptophyta, Magnoliopsida, Santalales, Ximeniaceae. The transcript is spliced from 5 exons.
CAUUACAUAUUUUUUUCAUCAAAGCAAAAUGGGGGCGUUCUUUGGAAUUGGAAACUGCAGUCUCUUGGUGAUCCUCAUUGCUUCCAUGGCAUACCAUGGUGAAGGCUUAGGGUUUAUUGCAACUAGAGAGACUCAGUUCGUGGUCGACCAAUCUCCUUUCUUCUUCAAUGGAUUCAACUCUUACUGGCUCAUGGACGUUGCAUCCGACCCAAGCCAGAGGUACAAGGUUUCCAAUGUGUUCCGGGAUGCCGCUGCCACUGGUCUAUCCAUCUGCCGCACUUGGGCUUUCAGCGACGGUGGCAGCCGCGCCCUCCAAACAUCUCCCGGCGUCUACAACCAGAAUUUUUUUCAGGCACUAGAUUUCGUGGUUUCAGAGGCACGAAAGUAUAAUAUUCGACUAAUCUUAAGUUUGGUCAACAAUUGGAAGGACUAUGGAGGAAGAUCUCAAUAUGUUAACUGGGCUAAAAGUGUAGGAGUCCCAGUUAAUAAUGAUGAUGAUUUUUACACCAAUGCAAUCCUUAAGGGUUAUUACAAGAACCAUGUCAGGGCAGUUCUUACAAGGAUGAACACAAUAACUAAAGUUGCAUACAAGGAUGAUCCAACUAUCAUGGCCUGGGAGCUAAUGAAUGAACCUCGUUGCCAAGUUGACAGCUCUGGAAAAGCCCUAAUUGGUUGGGUCCAAGAGAUGGCUUCUUAUCUUAAAUCUAUAGAUAGUAAACACUUAUUGGAGAUAGGCCUAGAGGGCUUCUAUGGGGAGUCCACUCCAGACAGGAAGCGGUACAAUCCGGGAGGUGGCUUGUUUGGCACAGAUUUUAUAACCAAUAACCAAAUUAAAGAGAUUGAUUUUACUUCCAUACACGCAUAUCCUGAUGCUUGGUUGUCUGGCCAAAACCAAACCUCUCAAAUGGCGUUUGUUCAAAGGUGGAUGACAAGUCACUCAGCAGACUCAAAAACUAUAUUGAAGAAGCCAUUAGUAUUUGCUGAAUUUGGAAAAUCAAAGAAAGUUGCAGACUACACUGCAAGUGGGAGAGAUACUUACUUAAAAUCUAUAUACACCACAAUUUACAAUGAUGCAAGUAAAGGAGGAGGAAUGAGAGGAGGGUUGGUUUGGCAACUAAUGGCUGAAGGAAUGGAGUCAUAUUAUGAUGGGUAUGAGAUUGUUCUACCACAAGAUCAAUCCAUAGCUGCUAUCAUCACUCAACAAUCUCAGAAGAUGAAGGAGCUUAUGCACUAGUGACCUAUCUUUGUUUAGAUCAUGCAAUUUGCAUUUACUUAAUAAUAUCAAUGAAUAUUGUACCACAAAA